Puntigrus tetrazona (Sumatra barb) is the source of this 4120-nucleotide messenger RNA. It is a transcript of the gene mis18bp1, whose product is annotated as MIS18 binding protein 1. The transcript is spliced from 19 exons. Lineage: Eukaryota; Metazoa; Chordata; Actinopteri; Cypriniformes; Cyprinidae. Bases 185 to 3577 code for a protein of 1130 amino acids. The record is from RefSeq and is a predicted model, not a curated record.
ACCGAUGCACCAUUAUACGCACUUCCUUUAGCGUUAUGGACGGAAGUGACGCAGUCCUUACGCGACUCGAGACGUUAGCCGCGCAUUAUCCGGGAAAAUUCAAACUGGGUUACAUGAAUUUUGAUGAAAACAUGGACCGCUGUGAAGCUGGGAACAUUUAGUCUGUUUUUCUUCUAAUACAAUAAUGUAUCAUCCACUACAAGACUAUUUAAUUGCUCCUGAAGCCCCAAAGCUUGGUGACAUGAUCACACCAGUCAAAGCAACUCAAAAUUGGACAACUGGGUCAGGCAGGAAGAGUUCAAACCGAGACGUGUUGGUGAUGAACUCCACAGCACAGAAUGCUGAAGAAAAUAGCCCACAUAUCCCCUGUGAGAUCAGCAGCAUCAAUGCCACUGUGGAGGUUGCCCCUCAAGACAAAGCUGAACUGAUGAAGAGAUGCACUGAGACGCCGGCAAAGAUUUUUGCAAGAAUGAAGGCAAAAGUUCAGAGACAUUACUCUGCAGGGCACGGGCCAGCCUCUGAUCAUGUUGUAAGCCAAGAGAUUUGUGGUGGUUUCCCCUCAAACCCUGUAACACAGUACUCACAAAAGAAUAAUGCAAGCCAGGAGACAUACGUGUUAGCCCUCUCUCCUCCUCAAUCACCGAGAAAAGAUGCACAGCCUGAAGAAACAGAUCUAACACAAGAUAGUAAUUCCAUCAGUCUUCAUAAAAGGCCUGGAAGACAACAUGACACGUUUAAUAUGGAGUCAUUUAUGGAGCCAUAUGUUUUACUUAAGAGCAUACCUGAGGAGAUGUUAACAGAGUUGAAAGCAAGGCAAAUGCCGGAGCAUCUUUGUAAAAGAAACAGACAGCCUUCUGCGCUGUUGGACAAGGAAGUUCCUGGUCAGACGUUAGCCCAGCUUCCACGGAAACACAUCACUUAUGUCAGCAUUUCAAAGAACAGAAAUGGAGGUGGUAUUGUUUUUGGUGAGAGGAGCAUUUCGACAGACAAGGAGAAUGAAGAAGACCUUCAAGCAGACACGUCACGUAGUCCUGAGUCUGAUCCGUUUGGACAGUCGGAGUUCACAGAAGUGGUCCCUAGACUCCCUCAGCUCCCUCAUAAUCUACUAGAUGAUCCUCUACUGCAGCUCUCUCCUCGGGUGUUGAUCCCUCGAAAGAAAGUGUCUGUGUUUCAGUCAAAACAACAAGUAGACAUAGCUCUAGAUGAGGAAACAAGUGUGAGAGGCAUUCAUUUAAGACAAUGGGUUGUGAAACUGCUCAACAAAGACAUUGUUGUUGAUGGUAUUCGCGUAGAUAAUAUGAUACCUUGGCAUAGCAGUUUUAUCACUGAAAGAAUCUCGAGUAAUGUUCUCAAGACGUCAUCUGGCAGAACCUACGUCCUCAUUGGGAAAAUGGCCACACAUCCCAAUUCAUCAUUUCCAUCAUGGUUUUUGAAGAAAUUUCUCUUUGGGUUUCCAAAAAUGUGGAAGGAGUACCUGGAUCAGUUUUUGAGUUGUCAUGCUGGAAAAAAUCUGGAUGACCGUGUGAAGCCAUGCAAAACUAAAAACCAACAGGCUUCUAAAAACUCAACAUCCAAACAUCCCAAAAUUCAGAGUGUUGUAACCACUCCCAUCACUCCCACUGACAGUGUUCAGCAGGGCAGUGCAAAAGUUUCCCGCAGUGGCCGACUCAUCAAACCUCCACUGGAAUACUGGAAAGGAGGGCGGAUUGUUAUGGACUCUGACAUGAAUGUCACUGUCCAUGAGGACUACUCUACAUCACUGCUGUCCACGCCAAAGAAGCCAGUAACUAUGGCAACAUCACAUAUCACAGAGGAGGAAUCCUCCAGGCCUGAAACUCUGGAAAGAGGGAGGCGUAACACAUCUAGCAGUGAAGAUGAAUUGUCAGUGCCAAUGAGGAGAAUCAAACAGCAUUCCAAACCCCAAAGAAAGGUCCAGAGCGAUCCGCCUCUAAUUGAGAGCACAACACGGAAUAAACCUCCAAGAGCUCAGAAAGGACCCCUGGUUAUGGCUAUCAGCUCUAACUUGAGUCAUGGAGUGAAACAAAAAGCUAGUCGACCUCAAAGAGCCUCUCUGAGAAAGCAACAAUCAGGGGAAAAGGAAAAUGCAAUGGUUUCAGAGUCAGAAACGAUAGAGAACACAAUGGUUGAUUCAGUGAAUGGGCAUGUCUUGCAUAGUGAAUCGGUGUCAUAUGAUGAGCAGAAAACAGGCUUUGAGAAUGAUCUGAAGACAAAGUCUUCCCAAAAGCAAAUUCAGGAUGAGCCACUAUCCAUGCCACAUGAAAGCAGUUCUUUACGCCGAAGUGCUCGGAUAUACUCCAAAGCCCAGUACUCUACUGACUCAAACAGCUCAUUUGCAUCUCCAGACCCUCCAAAAAGGCGACGAGGAAAAAGUUCCACAGACCAUGUACAGCUAACAAAACCUCAGACUGAGACCUCUGUGGUGAAAGACUCCAGCAGUCACAAGGAACAAAAUGAACAGGAAUCAGUGAGAGUUUUGCAUAGACCAAAUAAAACCUCUCAAAAAAAUUCAGAUGUUUUGGUGGGAGAUUCUAUAGAUUUUCCCACACAUGAUGAUAAAGAGAGAAGGCGACACAACAGGAAGCCUCCUGCGUGUACAUUAUUGUUAAAGAGGACAAGACAGAGGAAAGCUAAAUCUGAACGUAAAACGAACAGACACUUUGCGUCCUCAGAGGACAUGCAUUCUGAGCACUCAGAGGAUGAGGAAAGUGUUCAACAUGCUGUUUCAAAUAACAGAAGAUCAAAGAAAUCUGAAACUGGAAAAGCAAACUCUAGAAGCAAAAAGCCACACACAGAAAACAGCAUUACGGAUGGACAAGAUGGGCCACUGGAUGGAAGAUGGACUGAAGAAGAGCUACAAAAACUACACGAGGCUGUCAACUCAUUGCCCAAGCACAAGAGUGGUUACUGGGCAAAUGUUGCGUAUAUUGUCGGCACUCGUUCGGCUGAAGAGUGUCAGGAACAGUUUAAUUGUAAUCAGAAGACCAACAAAAGAUCAAGAAAAAGAGCACAGAAAGCAGCAGCAACUGAGGAGCCAGGAAAGGAAAUAGUUGAAAUAACAGCUAAAGCUGGAACACUUAAAAGGAGACAGCAGAUGAGGCAUUUUUUGGACCACAUGCCCAAAGAUGACCAUGAUGACGUGUUUGCCAACUCACCAAUGCACAAUAAACAAAUCAAGUUGCCUGUAUUUGCCGCAAAUGAAGAUGAUGAAGAUUUCAGUCUGCUUCAGAACCCUCAGACACCGAGUUCUAGCAUUUCUACUGCUGCUAAAACCCCUCAGUGUCUGCACAUCAGCCCAGGAAUGCUGGGAUCCAUCAACAAGAGUAACAUGGACAAGUACAUUUACCAUCUUCAGAAGAACCAGAAGGGACGGAAACAGGGCAAAAAGGCUGCCCCAAUGGACAAGCUUACACCAACUCCAGUCGUCAAGAAGACUCUAAAGAGAUGUGUUGCUGAAGAUGAAGACUUUGUGGUGUGGAACAUGCUGUUAGAUAAAGAUAUCCCAUCCAGAGAUGAUGACAGUGACGAGGAGGAUGAUUAUUUUAUGGAGUACUGCUGACUUUCACUAAAUCAGCUUUAGUGCUGUUGAUCACAUUAUUUUACAAUAUUUUAGCUUCUACUUUUCCAGCUGUUUUUAAGUGCGUUUUGGUUUGUCAAACACCAAUGCUCAUGAAAUGUUAGCUAGCUCUAGCUUCUAAAACAUCUCAAAUGAAGAUUUGUAAUUUGCCUUGUUGGGACAGUUCUUUGACAGUGCUGUCUUUGUCAGUGAGUUGUGUAUAUAUAUAUUUUUUUUAAUUUGUUCAAAAUAAACUCAGCUCGGGAUAAAGAAAUGCAAAAAACAAGUUCUAAUUAAUUCCUCGUUUUGAAAGCAACAAGUUAAAAAUGCUACAUUUUAGAUUCUUUUAAAUUGAUUUUAUUGUAAAUAAAUAUAUAAGCAAAUAUAAUGUGUGAACAAAUAAAACGGUUAAAACUUAAUUUCUGUCCACCAGUUUUACUCAAGUGUGUUGUGCUCACAUUAAAGCCUUCUUUCUAUGUCAUGUUCCUUCACGUUUCUUAUAAAUAUGUUUUUGGAAAAUGUCUCCAUUUGUCUUUCUGCUGCUAU